Messenger RNA from Melanotaenia boesemani (Boeseman's rainbowfish), 2572 nucleotides. RefSeq names its product leucine-rich repeat and transmembrane domain-containing protein 1 (gene lrtm1). Lineage: Eukaryota; Metazoa; Chordata; Actinopteri; Atheriniformes; Melanotaeniidae. The transcript is spliced from 4 exons. Gene Ontology annotation, molecular function: protein binding. The coding region runs from base 528 to 1643 and encodes 371 amino acids. The record is from RefSeq and is a predicted model, not a curated record.
CAUGGAGGAGGACAGAGUGCUGAUUUGGUUUCAGCAGCAGAGCACAUUUUCAACUAAAUCAGGCCAGAGGAAAAAGCAAAGUAGAAAACAGCAAAAGAUAGAGCACAACAAAAUGCAAGAAAGGGAAUGAAGGGUUGAGAGAUAGUGAGAAAGGAACAAAGAGAGAGAUAGAGAGCAAGAGAGAAAGACGGAGAGAGAGCGAGAGCGAGGCAGAGCUCCCAACUCGAAUGAUUCCCAGACUGGCUGACUAGCUGGCAGUGAGCUCUGUGCUCUGAUCUGCCCGCUCUGAUGGGGUUUCAUGCCCUUGCAGGUUAUGUUGGGGAUCCUGAGGGCAACACUGGUUUCUGCUGCUGAUCUUGCUCUGUAUAACUCCCACCUAUCGAUUAUAUCAGCCAGCACAAAGUCAGAACAAGCUAUUCCCAGACUCAUAAACGGCAAAUGGAUCAUCAACCAGUGACAGUCACCACAAUCCGAAAAGGGAGCUAAAAGAAGACUGAACACAAGCAGCACUGAGACGACUGGCAGAUAUGAGAGUGAUACUGGUGUGUGCCCUCCUCUCCCCCCUGUCUUUGACACAUGCCUGUCCAAAGGGGUGCAGCUGCAACAGCAACACCAAAGUAGUAGACUGCCGAGGUCGAGGCCUUUAUGACAUUCCUCGAAAACUGCAUCCAGACACACAGGAACUUUAUUUGCAAGAUAAUCGUAUCAGGGGGCUAGGAUCGAUGGCUUUUAAGGAAAUAUCCUUUGUCCGCAUUCUUGACCUUUCUAAUAACUCUAUAACAUCUAUUUCACCAACCGCUCUGCUGGGUUUGAGGACAUUGCAGCGCCUCAGCCUGGCCCACAACAGCCUGAGAGAACUCGACAAGCGGCUGCUUGGACCUAUCCGCUCACUUUCACACCUUGACCUUUCACACAACAGCCUGUGGGGUUUACCUGGAGCCAUGGGGGACAGUUUGAGGAACCUCAGCUACCUGGGGCUAGCAAACAACAGGCUAACAAGACUGGAUCGCUCGCUGUUGGAAGGCCUUACCCACCUGGAAAGCCUCACACUACGAGGCAACCCCUGGAGGUGUGACUGCCAGCUUAUAGUCCUCAAACUCUGGCUGGAGACCUACCUUUUUAAAGGUGGAGUGGUGGAUGAAGUACUUUGCUCUCAACCAGAAGAAAUGAAGUACAAAGACCUCCAGAAAGUACCCUAUCAGCUCUUCCAUACCUGCAUGAUUACAAGCUACCAUUACCUGUUUGCAAACAUACACCACCUGGAAUCUGAGAGGCUACUUCGAGGCCACACCCAUGGCAACCAUGCUCAUCCUUCCAGCCACACUCUCCAUGUCCCCAUGGCGAUGGGGGAGGGUUUUGGUGGUGGAGGAGAAGGAGGAGGGGGUAUGACAGAGUGUGAAACUAAGCAGAAGCAACGGCCUGUCAACUUGCGCCAUGCUAUAGCCACAGUGAUCAUCACCGGUGUGGUGUGUGGGAUCGUAUGUCUGAUGAUGCUGGCUGCUGCAGUGUAUGGAUGCGCCUACGCUGCUAUCAUGGCUAAAUAUCAGCGGGAGCUAAAGAAGAAUGAGGAAUUGGCUGCAGCGCAGGGGGCAGAUCAUGCUACAGCGGACGAGAAGGAACCACUGGAGAAUGCUAUCGCCUAGGAGAUGAUGAAAUUUCCUCUGGACUUAAAACCUGGGCCUCAACCCUUUAACCUAAUUGUCUCUGGAUGCUAUGUGUGGGCUUGUGCAUGUAUGUUUGUGAAAAAAAAGAGGAGAGAGUGAGAUUAUUUAUUUUUGCAUAAGUUCACCUCAUAUCUCAGAUCUGGGUAGCUAAAUUCCACAGGUAUUUGACUAUGCACUGAUAAGAAUAUUUUACUGUAUGCGGGUUUAAGGGGCAGGCCAAAGAACUCAAACAUAAACAUUUAGUUUUGACUGAAAAAUGCAUAUCAUAGAUAGGAGAAAAUACUAUAUAUUUAUAACUGUGUACUAGUAGGUAUUUGUAAUGUAAAGCUCUGGUAUUUAUAAAGUGGACUUUUAGACUUUUGCUGUCUUUUGGUUGUUGCUCAUCAUUUGGAGUCUGUUUUUGACUCAUAGUAACUCAUCGUAGGCAGCUGUUGUCAGUUAAGUUUUGUCCUAAGUUGUUUGUAUCAAUGAUGUGUGUAUGAGAAGACUGUAUUUUAUCCGUGAUUGAGUGUGUGUGAGUGUGUGUCUAAGGAGAUGUAUAAUGUAUGUUCAUAUUACAGAGAAUUCUAAGCGUUUGUGCCUAAUAAUGUUGUCAUUUUGAGAAGAAAACGUUUUUUCUUAAAGGAUAUUUUUUCUGGAAACUGAAGUGAAAAUGGGAAAUUCGUUGAAGCAAUAAUGAAACAAACUAAAAUGAAAACAGAUACAAAACCUUGAGUCAGCCUAUUUCUGUCUUUAUGAGUUUAUAGGUCUGAGUGACCAAAAUGCUGCGCAGUCACAUCCGCACAUAAAAACUUUACAAAUUUUAAAUUUUGAGAUUAAUUUAGUCUUGUCUGUGACUUAAUGCUGGUUAAUGAUAGUAUUGUUCUUCAAUAUGUACUAUUUAUAAUAAAAGAAAGCAUUUCACCUCA